AUGACACCGCCUCUAGCAACAACAGCAGAUCUGCCGUCAUCAUCCACAGCCCGAAGAUACAUCAGUCCUGAAAGCAACAUCCCACAUCCAAACCUUCCCGAAACAACAAACUUCAACACCCGUCAAGUUCCUGUGCCGUUUGAUGAUGCUGCAUUCACUAAUGCAGCAAUGCUGGAAUAUACGGAUUCGUUGAGUGAAUCAAUCGAGAUAGCCGUUGGGCAAACAUUUAAGGACAAGAGUUGGUGUCAGCAUAAAUCAUUGAGGAGGGUAUUAGCCAUUGACGGGACACACUUAAAGGGAAAAUACAAAGGUGUUUUAUUCAUCGCCACGGCCUUAGAUGGGGACAAUCAUAUAUUUCCAGUUGCGUUUGACAUCGGGGAAUCGGAGAACGGUAGCAGUUGGAAUUGGUUCCUUACUUACCUUGGCGAUGCGAUAGGGUCUCCGGAGGAUCUUGUGAUUAUAUCCGAUAGACAUAAAGGUUUACUGAAAGAGGUACCCCAUGUCUUCCCACGUGCAAUUCAUGGCUACUACGCAUAUCAUAUCUACAGAAACUUGGUGGACACCUUUAAAGACAAGUCAUUGGAGAUGUACUACUGGCGGGCAGUGAAGACAUGUAGGGUGGCUGAAUUCGAAAAAUUAAUGCAUGAUAUCGAAAUGGCCAACCCCAUAUAUGUCAAUGCCCUCUUCAAAGAAGCACGCGAAUACCCCGUUACGAAAUUGAUAGAAGGGGUUAGAUUGAAGAUACAGGAAUUAUUUUAUAAGAGAAGAGAAUCUGCGGCAUCGUUUAUAGGGCCAUUGACACCAUGGGCGGAGCAGCAGUUAAAGGAUCUUGUGCAGAAAGCGCGAGAUGUUCGCUGUCAUCCUAUUUCUCGAGACGAGUACUAUGCUGUGGGAGAUUAUAAUGAUACAGUCAAUCUCAGUAAGUUUUCGUGUACAUGUCGCGAGUUUAGCGUGAAGGGGUAUCCCUGUAUGCAUGUCUUGUCAGCAUGUAUAAACUACAAUCUCCCUCAUUACUCAUACUGUUCCCCAUUCUACACGGUGCAAAAUUACAAAGCCACGUAUAGCGAAUCGGUGUACCCAGUACGUGACAAGAGUGAGUGGGAAGAAAUUUCGGUGGGCUUCAAGGAGUAUUGUGCUCAAAUUAAACCUCCAGGACAAAGGAGGUCAGCUGGCAGACCCAAAAAGCUUAGAAUUCCAUCGCGUGGAGAAGAAUCGAAAACAACAAAGUGUGGGCGAUGCAAACAAACUGGGCAUAAUCGCCGAAGGUGCAAGUUUCCCAUAUCUGAAAAAUAA
Messenger RNA from Magnolia sinica, 1293 nucleotides. RefSeq lists its product as uncharacterized. Bases 1 to 1293 code for a protein of 430 amino acids. The record is from RefSeq and is a predicted model, not a curated record. Gene Ontology annotation, molecular function: zinc ion binding. The transcript is spliced from 3 exons. Lineage: Eukaryota; Viridiplantae; Streptophyta; Magnoliopsida; Magnoliales; Magnoliaceae.